This is a messenger RNA of Ophidiomyces ophidiicola, 936 nucleotides long. RefSeq lists its product as uncharacterized. NCBI's taxonomy places the organism in Eukaryota, Fungi, Ascomycota, Eurotiomycetes, Onygenales, Onygenaceae. The coding region runs from base 1 to 936 and encodes 311 amino acids. The record is from RefSeq and is a predicted model, not a curated record. The transcript is spliced from 2 exons.
AUGGGCGAUGAUAACUAUGACUAUCGCUUUUACUAUCAUGUCAGUAUGCUUUUAAUGCCUCCUGUCUUUUCCAGCGGUGCAGAGAAGGCUGAUAACAAUACUCCUCUCUAUAGAGCAUAUAUCCUGGUCAUUGUCAGCGUUGUCCUUGUGGAGUGUAACGGCGCAUCUAUCACAGGUAUCCGUAUGGCCGCAGCUUCCUCGUGGUUUUCAUGGCUCGGGCUUUUGUUUCUUUAUGGCCUCGUGAUGGUACCAGUUUGCAGGCAAUUACACCAAGCUGCCGGGUGUGCCAUCGCCAAGAUAGUAUCUAUUGCACACCUAGGGGUUAUGACUGUUCUCAGCAUCAUUAUUGUUGCUUUUCUCGCUGUUUUGUCUUCGGCGACGGAGACUGCCAUUUCCGAAACCGUUGAUGUGGAGAUAUAUUCUUUAGCAGACGCUAACCGAGGGUUGUUGAUUACGUUUGACGUCCUUGCUUUGAUUGGCAUGAUCAUGGCUUCCGUCAGUAUGUGUCUUGCCACGACGCGCACUGAAAGGUUCCAGAAAGGAAGCCUAGCUCUCUGGAUAGGGCUUCUCAUCGGUGGAUGCCUCGCUACCUCGUCGUUUAACUUGGGCGGCGACAUCAGUCGCCUUUUUACCAUUAGUACCCACCGAAACACAGCAUCUCGCCUCCUCUCCACAGUUUUUGUUGGUAGUUUCUUUUACGCGUGGCUAUUCGCUUGUGUCCUCCUUGUCGUCACAAGCCCCGCACUAGUCGCCGCCAGGGCGGAAGUAAACGCACGUACUACCGAUGGUACUUCUGCUCCUGCUGCAGAUGCUUCUUCGGCACCUGAUUUCGAGUCAAAAGAUUCAUAUUCACCACCUGCAGACCAAAAAGCCCCCCAAAGUUAUCUGCAGCAGCAACAGCAGUCUGCUCCACCGCCACCCCAGACACACCACUAA